AUGUGCGGUUUGUCGCCUUUUUUUCGUAUUAUUCUCACACAGGCUUCUGGUGACUCCCCAGACCCACGUUUCACACGGUUUGGUGUUGCUCAAAGGUGGCAAACUGGUUUAGCUUGUUUGAUGGAUAAAUAUUGUUUUUUGGACAUUUUUCAUAAUGUGGAAAAGGUAAAAUCAGAAAUAGAACCAAUAGGUACUCUUAUAAUACUAUUAUUACGUCUUGUACAUUAUCAGAUAACUUUGUAA
This is a messenger RNA of Phytomonas sp. Hart1, 243 nucleotides long. NCBI's taxonomy places the organism in Eukaryota, Euglenozoa, Kinetoplastea, Trypanosomatida, Trypanosomatidae. The record is from the annotation of a GenBank genome assembly.